AUGCAGUUCGACCGGGUCCUGUUCUUGAACGACGUCUACUUCUCGGCCAUUGAGGCUGCUCAGCUCCUGUUCUCGACCAAUGUAGACCAGGCCGGUCACGCUCAGUAUCGGGCAGCCUGUGCCGUCGACUUUAUCUCCAAGGCCAUGUUCUACGACACCUUCGUGGUCAGGGAUGCCGAGGGCUAUGGCACCGGCCUGAUGUACUUCCCCUGGUUCGCUCCCGUCGGACGGGCCAGGAGCAGGAACCAGGUCCUCCAGGGCGCCGACGCAGUCGAGGUGCGCAGCUGCUGGGGAGGAAUGGCGGCCUUCCAGGCAUCAGUAUUCCAGCACUUUUCAACGGCUGAUUCGACAAGCCACAUUGUCACUCGCUUCCGGCACGACUCAGAGCCCUUUUGGGAAUCUUCCGAGUGCUGCUUGAUCUUUGCAGAUUGGGAAGAUCGGUUUGGCCGGCCAGAUGUUGCAAAUCAGACUGGUGUUUUCUUGAACCCGUACGUUCGAGUGGCCUACUCACAGAAUACUUGGAAGUGGCUGGGGUUCUUCAGACGGUUUGAACGCGUCUUUGCAAACCUGCAGUAUCUUGUCAGCCGGCUGGCUUAUCCAGAGCAUAACCCUCGGCGAACUCACCUUCCAGGACAGAAGGUGAGGGAGAGAGUGUGGCAGAGUAACGCAGACGGUCAGCCGGGGGGUUCGCUUCAAACGAUCCAGCGGAUAGCAGGCCCUGGAGGCUUCUGUGGCCAGAGACGAAUGUUUGUCAUGGUAGACGACAUCGAGAAGGCAAACAGGAAUGGAGCAAAGAAUUGGAAGAAAAUACCUGUUCCCUGA
Trichophyton benhamiae CBS 112371 is the source of this 822-nucleotide messenger RNA. RefSeq lists its product as uncharacterized. The record is from RefSeq and is a predicted model, not a curated record. NCBI's taxonomy places the organism in Eukaryota, Fungi, Ascomycota, Eurotiomycetes, Onygenales, Arthrodermataceae. The transcript has a single exon. Bases 1 to 822 code for a protein of 273 amino acids.